Messenger RNA from Episyrphus balteatus (marmalade hoverfly), 189 nucleotides. RefSeq names its product male accessory gland serine protease inhibitor-like. The record is from RefSeq and is a predicted model, not a curated record. Lineage: Eukaryota; Metazoa; Arthropoda; Insecta; Diptera; Syrphidae. Bases 1 to 189 code for a protein of 62 amino acids. Gene Ontology annotation, molecular function: serine-type endopeptidase inhibitor activity. The transcript has 2 exons.
AUGACAGCUGACUGUCUCAUUCCGCACUCUAAAAACGGUGACGGUCUAAUAGCUUGUGAAGCAUACUUCCCAUCAUGGUCAUAUAAUUCAGCAACUGAUGAAUGUGUUUUUUUCGUUUAUGGUGGUUGCAAAGGCAAUGAUAAUCGUUUUCCAUCUAAAGAAAUAUGUGAACAAAAUUGUAAAAAUUAA